ACUGUGUGGAUCCAUUCAACACAAUCUCAUCAGUCAUACUAAGAUGCAUGGGUUUGUUAUGCAUAUUUUUUUCCAUAUUGCGUUACAUGCGUAAAAAAAGAUGGUGAGACUGUUUUGUGCAACACUCGGCUGAGCUGUGUUGUGAAAACAGGAAGCACAAACUGCUGCCUGCACUCCCCUGACAUCAGGAGGAGGUUGACAGUCUGAGAGUAGCUGUCAGUUUGUCGCAGGUCUGCCUGUUUCAACAAGGCCCUCUCGCCUGAAAGACAGGAAGGCAGAACAGGAUCCUUUGAGAAUGUCAAGCUCUCUGGUUGUGUGUGAAGUGGAUGAAAGUCUGAAAGCUAAACUGAAAAAGUUUAGAUUUCGAAAAGAGACCAACAAUGCUGCCAUACUAAUGAAAAUAGACAUGGAGAAACAGCUUGUUAUCCUUGAAGAGGAAUAUGAGGACAUCUCCCUGGAUGAGUUGAGAGAUGCACUCCCAGAGCGGCAACCCAGGUUCAUGGUCUACAGCUACAAAUAUGUCCAUGACGAUGGAAGGGUGUCUUACCCUCUGUGUUUCAUAUUCUCCAGUCCAAUGGGAUGUAAGCCAUCGCAACAGAUGAUGUAUGCCGGCAGCAAGACUCGACUGGUGCAAGCUGCAGAGCUCACAAAGGUCUUUGAAACAAGAAAUGCUGAUGACUUGACGGAAGAAUGGCUGAAGAACCAGUUGGGAUUUUUUGGCUGAAUGUGCAAUACUAUCAGUCUGUUUCUUUGUGAAACAUGGCCGUUGAUCGUAAUUUUCAAUUGCUGUGCAUGUUAUUAUUAAAUGACUUACUGUAUGAAAGGAAGUUUUGAUUUGUCAGUUUUACAUUAACAAUUGUAGACGUGAAUAAUCCCCUAUUUUGUCUAAGAAAUGUCUGAACCGACUACACAAAUCAAAUACUAAUUUUUAAAUGGAGCACAGACGAGUCCUUUACUUCUUUGGGCGGAUUAUAAAAUAAACAGUUACAUUCAUGAGAUUACUUACAGGUUCCCUAAAUCCAUUAAAGAGAGAAAAACAACAACCUGUGAACACCGUUUCUUACAAAAUGUCACCUGCAUUUUAUUAUCACUUUUAAAGCCGUAACACAAAGACAAGUCAAAAGCCGAGAGACAUUUUUACAUGAUCCUGUGAUCCAUGAUCUGACGGACAAAACAAUAUGAAUGGUGGACAAAUGGCUACAGGUGCGAAAGUUGAAUCUACAGUUAAAAACAGGAUUGAAGAGAGAUGUCCCCAGUCCAAAAACAAUGAGCAUCUCCCACACAAAUUUAAUUUGACAUUUGCAAUUAUCAAGAAACUACAUCCCCAGACUGAGCUAAUACCAAGGUCAGUGACAGCGCAACACUGCCGUGUUUGAAUGUAAAGGUAAGAAAGGUGUCCGUACUACAGAUUCUAUUCACUGUCACUGUCACCACUGGAAUCUGAGCCUCUCUCACUUCCACUCCCACUCUGGGCCCGGGUCUCCGAGUGGUCACUGCUGCGCUCACUGUGUGCUGGAGAGGCGCUGCGACUCCUGCUGCCUCCUCUGUUCCCUCUCUCAUCCUCACUUCCGCUGCCCUCCUCCCCGCUGGCUCCGGAGUUCUUGUUGUUGUCGCUGUCGUUUUCGUCGUCGCUGCCGAAGAUCUCCUCCUCGUCUCGCAUCUCUCUGGUCCUAUCCUCGCCGCUCUCACUCCCGCUGCCGCUCGCCUUCCUCUUCCGCUUCUCUGGGGCCGCCGCCGCCACCGCCUCCUCUUCUCCCUCCUCUGGCUUCUGUUCGCGCUCUUCGUCUUCCCUCUCGGAUUCACUGCCGGAGUUCUCUGCCUCGCUGCCGCUGCCCUUCUCUUUAUCAUCACCUGGAGAAGACAAUUCAAAUAUCACAGACAGAAAUAGAAACUGACAAAAAAAAAAAAAAACUGUCGUCAUUUCGCAGACCUACUCUUACUACAGUGCAGCAGGUGGCCGAAUAAGUACGAACACUGUGAUGAGGAAUGAACAUGUAGAGAAUAGAAGAAAACUGACCAGAGUCCUGCAGGUCCUUAUCCAAGUCUUCCUCUUCAUCUUCUGGCUCAUGGUUCUCCAGCUGAGCUUUACGUGCAUCCUAAGAAUCACAAUGACAGAGAAUCAGCCUUCAGUACACUACUGUUCAAUAAGCUAAGCUUAGAGGUAAUGCUGGAACAGCUCCAGUCAUUAGUUUAGAUGAUGUUAGGAUUGUUAAAAACUAAAAACAGACAAAUACAGCCUCCAUGGCAAUUAAUCUAAAUAUUACUUUGUUUAGAUAAUGUUGAAAAACCAAAUUAAUGUAAUUAAUAUUAGGUUAAGUCUAUUUCCUUACGUUUGUGGUUUUGAAAUAAAUGUGGAGGUAUUGAACGAAAAAGUACACUUUAAUUAAAUAAGACAAAUAAUUUAAAUAAAAAGUUUUCCUUCCAAUAACACAGCACUGUCACAAUAAGUGCCAGAAAUACCUUUUAAUAAAAGAAAAGAAAAAAACAAAGUGUUCAGUCUAACAUCAAGAAAAUCAGUGAAGUAGAAAGUACUCUUACCUGGGCUUCGAGUUCCUUCUCGUUCAUGUCUCUGUGCUUACACACCAGCACUGCGUUAGUGGUCGACUGUGCUCCAGCCUUGGCUCUCCUCUUGCUCAGACGCACCCUAUAGGACAGAAGAAAGGCUGUAAGAGGACAAGGCCUAACAGUUUCUCAUCAAACCCCCAUUAAUCAGGGUCGUGGCGCUGUUCAUUUUGUGCCUUUAUCUAUCAACUUACAACAAACUCCAUAAAACAUCUACAUUUGCAGUCGAUAACACAGCAGCUGCAUAUCUUUCAUGUUGAUGUGCACCAACAAAACAAGUGUCUUGUCUGAUCAAUGACUCACCGUGUCUCAAGCUCAUUGUAGUAAACACCAUCUCCAUCUCUGAAGAUGAAGAAGUAGUUCUCCUCAUAACCCUUGCUGGCUUUGUUCUUGACAUUCCAGUUGUACUCCCUGGCUAUCUUGUAAUCAUACCUGCAAAAACAGAAAAUAAAAAGCAUUAUUAUUACUUCCUGGUGUACAAGCAAAGCAGAGCAACAAAGUGAUUUUCAAAUGUAUGAUUUUCUUCAUAUAGUAUUUUCACGUACAAGUCCUCAGGCAUAUAAUCCAUCCCCUCAUCGCUGUCUCUCUUCCGCUUGCGGAUUGUCUCUUCAUGGGGCAGGAAGUAAGCCACGAACUGAUUUCCUUCCUCAUCCAUCAUACCUCUGUAAUGAAGAGACAUGAAACAUAAUUAGUGUUGAUGCAAAAAUCUUACUCUUUAAACAGACAUCCAGGCAACAGAUAUUUUCUAAAUACCUGAUCAUGGCCUGAGACAUCAUUUCCACUCCUUGUGGAGCUGUAUGGUCUUUAGGUGCAGGAUCAGAGUCAAAGAUGACCUGAGCACAUGGGUUGAUCCACAUCUGCAGAAAGAGACCAAAAUGUACGAAAUGUAGUUAUUUAAAUCAUGUACAUUUUCUUGUCUUUUAUUGUGAAGGGUUACAUAUUUUUCCCUCCCAGCACUUCUCCUGCUACGGUGCCUGUGACAUUUAAUUUGAAAUCAUCCACAGAGACUCAAAGUGAGAGUGAAAUUAUAGCUCACCUUGAAGUCGGGGAACACAGGUAGGACCUCCACAGGAGUAACUCUGGGUUUACUGUAGUGCUGUGCAAUCUGGAGAGAAACCACAACAUGUUUACAAACCAUAGCACAUUCUUUUUAAGCCAAAAAUACUUCUGCAUUUUGGGUCAAUGUGCUGACUUGCAUCCGACAGCUGGGCAUUACAAACAGUCCUCCACUUCUGCAGAGCUCACUCACCGCUUUCUGUGCAUCCUCAAAUGUUUUCUCAAUAGCAGAAAUCUGGCUGUCUCUGUCCUUGUAGAUUUCUUCUUCUGUAAACUGCUGUUUGACAGAUACACCAAUCCUAAAAGCAAAACAUAUUUAGAUUAUAUACACACAAAACCAUUCGGUCAUUUCAACGUGAACACAUUUCGUCAACUUACUUGACUUCCACUUUCUCGUUGGAAACGCCGUAUCUGUUGAACUCCGUUGAAAUAUAUUCCGUCUUUCU
Anarrhichthys ocellatus (wolf-eel) is the source of this 4064-nucleotide messenger RNA. RefSeq names its product glia maturation factor, gamma (gene gmfg). Lineage: Eukaryota; Metazoa; Chordata; Actinopteri; Perciformes; Anarhichadidae. Gene Ontology annotation, biological process: negative regulation of Arp2/3 complex-mediated actin nucleation; actin filament debranching. Bases 296 to 724 code for a protein of 142 amino acids. The transcript is spliced from 7 exons. The record is from RefSeq and is a predicted model, not a curated record. Gene Ontology annotation, cellular component: cortical actin cytoskeleton. Gene Ontology annotation, molecular function: actin binding; Arp2/3 complex binding.